This is a messenger RNA of Miniopterus natalensis, 3585 nucleotides long. NCBI's taxonomy places the organism in Eukaryota, Metazoa, Chordata, Mammalia, Chiroptera, Miniopteridae. The record is from RefSeq and is a predicted model, not a curated record.
GGUCCGCCGCGCGUCCUCAGAGCCCGCCGGAGCCCGGGAGCUGCAGCCGGCGCACUUCUCCCGCACGGGGCUGGCAAAAAGCGUGCUCCGAGAAGCCUGGGGCUCACGUCCGGACCUGCAAACCAGAGAGGAAUCUUUUCUUCAGCCUUUUGGAAUAGCACUUGGGGCUGGCAGCAUGAGUCUAGUAAGGCGCGGGGGUAGCCCCUGCCUUUUACCUUUGCAGCUCUUCAGCCUCUGCUGGGUGCUCUCAGUGGCCCAGAGCAAGACGGUGAGAUACAGCACCUUCGAGGAGGACGCCCCCGGCACGGUCAUCGGGACCCUGGCUGAGGACCUGCAUAUGAAAGUGUCCGGAGACACAAGCUUCCGCCUGAUGAAGCAGUUCAACAGCUCGCUGCUGCGAGUGCGCGAGGGCGACGGGCAGCUGACCGUCGGGGACGCGGGCCUGGACCGCGAGCGGCUGUGCGGCCAAGCCCCACAGUGCGUGCUGGCCUUCGACGUGGUCAGCUUCUCGCAGGAGCAGUUUCGGCUGGUGCACGUGGAGGUGGAGGUGAGGGACGUCAACGACCACGCGCCGCGCUUCCCACGGGCCCAGGUCCCCGUGGAGGUGUCCGAGGGCGCGGCCGUAGGCACGCGCAUCCCCCUGGAGGUGCCGGUGGACGAAGACGUGGGCGCUAACGGACUGCAGAGCGUGCGCCUGGCCGAGCCGCACAGCCCCUUCCGCGUGGAACUGCAGACGCGAGCGGACGGCGCCCAGUGUGCCGACUUGGUGUUGCUGCAGGAGCUGGACCGCGAGAGCCAGGCCGCUUACAGCCUGGAGCUGGUGGCCCAGGACGGUGGGCGCCCGCCGCGCUCUGCUACGGCCGCCCUCAGCGUGCGUGUUCUGGAUGCCAACGACCACAGCCCGGCCUUCCCACAGGGCGCGGUGGCCGAGGUGGAGCUGGCAGAGGACGCGCCGGUGGGGUCGCUGCUGCUGGACCUGGAUGCGGCCGACCCUGACGAAGGCCCCAAUGGCGAAGUGGUGUUCUCCUUCGGCGCCCGCACCCCGCCCGAAGCUCGCCGACUCUUCCGCCUGGACCCGCGCUCCGGACGCCUCACCCUCGCGGGACAGGUGGACUACGAGCGCCAGGACACCUACGAGCUGGACGUGCGGGCUCAGGACCGUGGCCCCGGGCCUCGAUCCGCCACCUGCAAGGUCAUCGUGCGCAUCCGCGACGUCAAUGACAACGCGCCGGACAUCUCCAUCACCCCGCUGGCCGCCCCGGGGGCGCCUGCCGCCUCGCCCUNCGCCGCUGCCGCCGCCGCCGCCGCUCUGGAGGGGGCGGACACGACCUCGCCUACUGGGCCCGGGACUCCAGAGGCCGGUGCCAUCUCUCUGGUGCCAGAGGGGGCGGCACGCGAGAGCCUGGUGGCUCUGGUCAGCACCUCGGACAGGGACUCGGGCGCCAACGGGCAGGUGCGCUGCGCCCUCUACGGGCACGAGCACUUCCGGCUACAGCCGGCCUACGCGGGCAGCUACCUGGUGGUGACCGCCGCCUCCCUGGACCGCGAGCGGAUCGCCGAGUACAACCUGACGCUUGUGGCGGAGGACCGCGGCGCGCCCCCGCUACGCACCGUGCGGCCGUACACGGUGCGCGUGGGUGACGAGAACGACAACGCGCCGCUCUUCACGCAGCGGGUCUACGAGGUGUCGGUGCGCGAGAACAACCCGCCUGGCGCUUACUUGGCCACGGUGGCUGCCCGGGACCCGGACCUGGGCCGUAAUGGGCAGGUCACCUACCGGCUGCUGGAGGCAGAGGUGGGCCGCGCUGGGGGCGCCGUGUCCACCUACGUCUCAGUGGACCCGGCCACCGGGGCCAUCUAUGCGCUGCGCAGUUUCGACUACGAGACGCUGCGCCAGCUCGACGUGCGCAUCCAGGCAAGCGACGGCGGCGUCCCCCAGCUCUCCAGCAGCGCGCUGGUCCAAGUGCGGGUGCUGGACCAGAACGACCACGCGCCGGUCCUGGUGCACCCGGCGCCGGCCAACGGCUCCCUGGAAGUGGCAGUCCCCGGGCGCACUGCAAGGGACACGGCCGUAGCUCGCGUGCAGGCCCGGGACGCGGACGAGGGGGCGAACGGGGAGCUGGCGUUCGACCUCCUGCAGCAGGAGCCGCGGGAAGCCUUCGCCAUCGGCCGCCGCACGGGGGAGAUCGUGCUCACCACAGCGGCUCCGCGGCGCGCACGCCGAGGUGAGGCCUUCCUUCGGCCGGGCGCCCGCUCGGUGCUCCGAGGACAGGCUGGGGGAAGGCGCUGGAGGGGUCCGGGUGGGCGUGCUCCACGGAUGCUAACCUGUCGCGCGUGUUUUUGUUUUGUUUUGCUUUGUUUCCUGCCCAACCCUCACCCCCGCCUCCCUCAUUCCCCGCUGCAGCCCUACGGUGCCUCCCCGGGGUUCGUGAAGGAGGCGGCGCCCCCCGUGGCGGUCUGGAAAGGACACUCUUUCAACACCAUCUCCGGCCGGGAAGCGGAGAAGUUCAGCGGCAAAGACAGCGGCAAAGGGGACAGUGAUUUCAACGACAGCGACUCCGACAUCAGCGGGGACGCCCUGAAGAAGGAUCUCAUCCACCACAUGCAGAGUGGGCUGUGGGCUUGCACGGCCGAGUGCAAGAUCCUGGGCCACUCUGACCGCUGCUGGAGCCCCUCGUGCGGAGGGCCCAACGCUCAUCCCUCGGCCCACCCACCAGCCCAGAUGUCAACCUUCUGUAAGAGCACAUCGCUGCCUCGGGAUCCUCUGCGCAGAGACCAUUACUACCAGGCCCAGCUGCCCAAGACAGUGGGGCUGCAGAGUGUCUAUGAGAAAGUGCUGCAUAGAGACUAUGACAGGACAGUCACUCUGCUCUCCCCACCUCGUCCGGGGAGGCUCCCAGACUUGCAGGAGAUCGGGGUACCCCUCUAUCAGUCCUCCCCUGGCAGGUACCUGUCCCCAAAGAAGGAAGCCAAUGAAAAUGUGUAACCCCCUGCUGCAUGUCGUCGCUCAUAUACAGGUCACUCUGAGAAGCCCCUAAGUUAUUGACCGGUUUCAGUGUUGUAUAUAUAAAUAUGCAAGAUGUGCCUUAAAAUGAAGUUGUUGGAAGCUAUUUCCAAUCACAUUGGUACUGUUUGGUAUUUGCAAACAAAAAUGUAGUUAAUGUAAUUUUUAUGAAAUGUGUGCCGUAUUUAAUUUUUCUUAUCAUGCUAUUGACUUUAGUUUCACUUGCAGCUUGCCAUUUUCUUAGUGUUUUUAACCUGUACAUUGUGUAAUGUAAUGUUUGUAUAUAAUGAAAUUUUGUUAUAUUUUUAUAUAAUAAAAGCUAAAGUGGAAGUUAUUGCCAAAGGAAAUGUCUGUAAGACAAAAAAAAAAACAAAAACAUGUUGGAAUUACUUAACGGACAUUUAUCUUUUACCUGAAACAACCUAGUGUUUGAGAAGUUUUGCCUUGCCAAGUAUAACUUGUAUAUCUUGAGUCUGUGGUAGAUUUCAAGUUCAAUGUUAUUUAAUUACAUUUGGUUUUCUGUAAACCGUGUCACUUAUAAGCACAGUAAUAAAGGAUUUGUCAUGUGUUUGAAGAAUCUG